AUGCGAACAGCCGGUUUCCUUUCGUUUGUGCUCGCCGCGCUUCCCUGCCUGCGCGUGGCGAGUGCCGGCUGCAGAGUCGUCAGCAGGGGUAUCACGCGAGAUCUGCUCCUGAGAGGCACAGUCAUAACACCCGAAGGCGCACUCCCAAACUACACCGUGCUCGUGCAAUCGGGCAAGGUCACCUACGUAGGCGACAGUUGCGGGCUGGGCACCAGAGCCAGAGACGCCAGCCAUAUCGAAUGCGCAGACUCGGUCAUUUCUCCUGGGUUCAUCAACACGCACGAACACAUCGAGUACUCGACCGUCAGGCCCCUCGCUGACAUUGGGGAACUUGUGGACCACCGCCACGACUGGCGGGUCGGUGCCCGCGGUCACACUCCCCGCUAUGCCCCUGUCAACGGCAGCAAAGUCGAGGCUACCAGAUGGGGUGAGCUGCGCCAUCUCUUCUCCGGCACAACCUCCAUCGUCGGCGGGGCCAUGGUAUCCGGCCUGACGCGGAAUCUGGACUACGUUGCCGGACUAGAAGAUGGACUGGUGGCACCGGUAGCGCUGAAUGACGUGUUUCCUCUCGACGACGCCGAUGGCAUAAUGAGGAAUGGCGACUGCGACUACGGCCCUGAACCUAUGAACCGGGAGACGGCCGGCAAACUGCAUCGUUAUAUUGCCCACAUUGGUGAGGGUCUCGACGCAGAGGCAGCAAACGAGUUUGCAUGUCUGUCCAACAUGACCUUCGAUAACAUGCCAGCUUCAGACGGUGGUGGUCUCAGUACCGAUCUCAUCGCUCCGAACCUAGCCAUCAUUCACGCUCUCGGAUUAAGUACCGCUGACUUCGACCUGGUAGCCGCGCGUGACGCACAGGUCGUCUGGUCACCCCGUAGCAACGUAUUUCUCUACGGCAAGACCCUAAAUGUCACUUACUUGCUCGAAGCCGGCAUUACUGUCGCCCUUGGGACCGACUGGCUUCCUUCAGGUUCGGCAACCAUGGGCAGAGAGGCAGUAUGUGCCGCCUCAUUCACGGAGGAGAGCUACGGCAUGACUCUCGAGCCGAAGACACUCUGGGAGAUGAUGACGCUAAACGCCGCGAAAGUAGCUGGAUUCGAGCAAGACCUUGGCUCCAUCGAGGUUGGCAAACUGGCAGAUAUUGUCGUCUUUGACGGCCAAGCUCAAGGACGGUCAGACAUGAAGCACCAGUCAGAUGCCUUUGCCCAAGCCAUUUUUGCGCCAGCGGAGAACAUUGAGCUUGUUUUACGUGGCGGAAAAUUUAUGCUUGCCAGUAAUGGGCUCAAAAGCUUAUCAACAGAUACUUGCGAGACCCUCGCAUUCGGCAAUGUCAAUAAGACCGCCUGUGUGGCCGACGAAUUAGGGUCCUCGUUCAAGGAGUUUGAGGCUUCACUGCAAGGUGUUUAUCCUGCCAUCCUGCCAGCUGUACCUCCAGAUGAGCCUAGUUGCGAGCUCACGCGGUGUUAUCCAACUACGCAGAAUCAAUGUAGCAUAGAAGACCACUUCACCAUUAACACACAGCAAGUCCUUCAUAGGUGA
This is a messenger RNA of Anthostomella pinea, 1539 nucleotides long. NCBI's taxonomy places the organism in Eukaryota, Fungi, Ascomycota, Sordariomycetes, Xylariales, Xylariaceae. The record is from the annotation of a GenBank genome assembly.